Messenger RNA from Cebus imitator (Panamanian white-faced capuchin), 1914 nucleotides. RefSeq names its product calcium/calmodulin dependent protein kinase I (gene CAMK1). Gene Ontology annotation, molecular function: calmodulin binding; ATP binding; calcium/calmodulin-dependent protein kinase activity. The record is from RefSeq and is a predicted model, not a curated record. Bases 91 to 1719 code for a protein of 542 amino acids. Gene Ontology annotation, biological process: peptidyl-serine phosphorylation. The transcript has 13 exons. NCBI's taxonomy places the organism in Eukaryota, Metazoa, Chordata, Mammalia, Primates, Cebidae. Gene Ontology annotation, cellular component: intracellular anatomical structure.
CACCACCCACUGUGAGGAGCAAGUGUCUGGGGCUGAAGCCUCAGCUCCGUCUUGCAGAGGGACCUGGGCCUCUGUUUUCCCACCUGCCAAAUGGGGCCGCCACCCUAUGGCCGUCUCAACUCUCUUCAUUGCCUACUCUUUCCAGUUGUCCCCGCUGUGAAAUGGAUCGCUGCUGAAGACCAAGGGCGGGAAGCGUCUAGCAGGCGAUCUCUGACCAGAACCAGAGAGGUGGCCUCCACCCGCGCCCCUUCCCCAGCCCUGGAGCGGCGCCUCGCCUCCCAAUCCCGGGUCCGUCCGCCACAGACUCCUCCUCCACUGACAUCAGAGCCGCAGGCGGGCGGAGGGAGCCGGCGGAGCGAGCUGGCGGAGCGAAGCCGAGCCGAGCUUCAGCCCCAGCAAGAGAGCCGGCGGGCGGCCCAGGCGCUCAACGGUGCGGACCGCGGCCGGAGCUCAGCGCCAGCCACUGCGGGUCUCCUAGCCAGCCCCGCGGCGGGGCAGCUGCAGGUACAGCCUAGCCCCCCACUCCUGCACCCCUGGGCGCUGCGGAGGGGCGGCGGGAGCCCUCAGUCUCUGGGAGCCCUGGCUGUGGCCGGGGGGCAGUGGGCCAUGCCGGGGGCAGUGGAAGGCCCCAGAUGGAAGCAGGCAGAGGACAUUACGGACAUUUACAACUUCAGAGAUGUUCUGGGCACGGGGGCCUUCUCGGAGGUGAUCCUGGCAGAAGAUAAGAGGACGCAGAAGCUGGUGGCCAUCAAAUGCAUUGCCAAGAAGGCCCUGGAGGGCAAGGAAGGAAGCAUGGAGAAUGAGAUUGCUGUCCUGCACAAGAUCAAGCACCCCAAUAUUGUAGCCUUGGAUGACAUCUAUGAGAGUGGGGGCCACCUUUACCUCAUCAUGCAGCUGGUGUCGGGUGGGGAGCUGUUUGAUCGUAUUGUGGAAAAAGGCUUCUACACAGAACGGGAUGCCAGCCGCCUCAUCUUCCAGGUGCUGGAUGCUGUGAAGUACCUGCAUGACCUGGGCAUUGUACACCGGGAUCUCAAGCCAGAGAAUCUGCUGUACUACAGCCUGGAUGAAGACUCCAAAAUCAUGAUCUCCGACUUUGGCCUCUCCAAGAUGGAGGACCCAGGCAGUGUGCUCUCCACCGCCUGUGGAACUCCGGGAUACGUGGCCCCUGAGGUCCUGGCCCAGAAGCCCUACAGCAAGGCUGUGGAUUGCUGGUCCAUAGGUGUCAUUGCCUACAUCCUGCUCUGCGGUUACCCCCCCUUCUAUGACGAGAAUGAUGCCAAACUCUUUGAACAGAUUUUGAAGGCCGAGUACGAGUUUGACUCUCCUUACUGGGACGACAUCUCUGACUCUGCCAAAGAUUUCAUCCGGCACUUGAUGGAGAAGGACCCAGAGAAAAGAUUCACCUGUGAGCAGGCCUUGCAGCACCCAUGGAUUGCAGGCGAUACGGCUCUAGAUAAGAAUAUCCACCAGUCGGUGAGUGAGCAGAUCAAGAAGAACUUUGCUAAGAGCAAGUGGAAGCAAGCCUUCAAUGCCACAGCUGUGGUGCGGCACAUGAGGAAGCUGCAGCUGGGCACCAGCCAGGAGGGGCAGGGGCAGACCGCAAGCCACGGGGAGCUGCUAACACCAGCAGCUGGGGGGCCAGCAGCUGGCUGCUGCUGUCGAGACUGCUGCGUGGAGCCGGGCCCAGAACUGUCUCCCACACUGCCCCGCCAGCUCUAGGGCCCUGGACCUUGGGUCAGGAUCCCCUAUGUGGGAGGGCUUGAGGGCAGCCUGCUCCCCUUCCCUCCCUAAACUGGGAGUUUCCCUGCCCUGUCCCCUCCUCACCCACUUCCCCAGCAUUCCUCACUGCAUUUUCCAUACAAAUGUUUCUAUUUUAUUGUUCCUUCUUGUAAUAAAGGGAAGAAGAUAAAACCA